AUCUUUUUUAUCUUUGUAUUACUCUGGUAUAAGUCAGUUUCCAAUUCAUACUCCAACCUCCUCGAUAUAUACUCCGCACCAUUCGUUCCCCUCAACACUGACAACAUCACACUCAUUUUUAACAUUAUAUUCUCAAAUUCUCAUAUUCUCUUCUUCCAAGUUCCCCAGUCACACAAAUACUACUCCCACUAUAUCCACUAGACACAAUGAUCCCCCUCCCCACCUCCUUCUCCCAAAUCCCCCGCUACCCCCUUCUCUACCCAACCCCCUCCCCCAUCCACCCACUCCCAACCCUAACCAGAACCCUCCUCCAAUCCCCAUACACUAUCCCCAAGACCACCCUCACCACCACCAACAAAAACAUAAACACAAACAUAAACAUAACCCUACACCUCAAACGCGAAGACCACGCCUCCCCUCUAACCUCCAGCGGCAACAAAUACCGCAAACUCGAGUACCUAAUACCGGACAUUCUCUCCCCGACACCCAAAUACGGCUCUCUAGCACCAGGACCCGAUCACGGAACCCUCACAUCCACCACAGCAUCCCCAGAAAACCAACAGAAAAAUAACCACAAACAGAAUAAAGAAGAAGUAACCCUAGUAACCGAAGGCGCCCUCCAAAGCAACCACACCAUCCAAGUAACCAGCAUCGCGAACCACCUGAACCUCCCACGGCCGGUGAUUAUCCUCCACAAGGUGACGGGGGGCGGGUACGCCCAAGUACCAGACAAGAGUCUGUUCGAGAGGACAGGGAAUGUCCAAGUUGCGAAGUUGUUAGGGGCUGAUGUGAGGGUCUUGGAUUCAGCUACCGUCUCAACAUCCACAUCUUCUACAAAUCAAGAUCAAGACGAGGACCAAGAUGAAGUCCACACCCUCUUCACAACCCUCCAAUCCGAAAACAAACAUCCCUACUGGAUCCCCUCGGGCGCAAGCCUCCACCCCCUAGGCGGACUGGGCUACGCGCGAUGCGCAUUCGAAAUAGCGUACCAGGAAACCCAACCACAACUACUAUCAGAGGCCCCCAAACUCGGAAGAAUAGAUUACAUCUUCGUGGCAUGCGGCAGCGGCAGCACUCACGGAGGAUUAAUCGCGGGAUUGAAACUCCUCGAGAGGCACGAACAAAAAGAUACCAGCACUGCCCACCGCCCGCCACGAAAAGUCAUCGGCGUGCUCACGUCCCCAACACGCCCACGCAGCUACCACGAGAACAGAGUAUUGCAGUUUGCGCGCCAAGCGGGAAGACUCAUCGGGAUCGAGGAUGUGGAGAGGGAGAUAACGAUGGAGGAUGUGCAUAUUGAUGAGCGGUUCGCGGGCACGGCGUAUGGGGAGGUGGAUGAUCAGACGGGGGAUAUGGUGCGGUUGAUGGCGAGGGAGGAGGCGGUGUUGUUGGAUCCGGUGUAUACGGGGAAGGUGGCGAGGGGGAUGGUGCAUUGGGUGAGGGCGGGGGAGGGGGGAGGGGAGGGAGAUGGGGUCGGUGUUAAUGUGUUGAUGGUGCAUACGGGGGGACAGUCUGCUUUGAGUGCGUACGUGGAUGUUGUGUAG
Aspergillus eucalypticola CBS 122712 is the source of this 1544-nucleotide messenger RNA. RefSeq names its product 1-aminocyclopropane-1-carboxylate deaminase/D-cysteine desulfhydrase. NCBI's taxonomy places the organism in Eukaryota, Fungi, Ascomycota, Eurotiomycetes, Eurotiales, Aspergillaceae. The record is from RefSeq and is a predicted model, not a curated record. Gene Ontology annotation, molecular function: D-cysteine desulfhydrase activity. Bases 207 to 1544 code for a protein of 445 amino acids. The transcript has 3 exons.